AUGGGCGUCAAGGAGGUUUUGCCCAUACUCCAGAAGAACAAGGCGGUGCGGGAGGCCGCCAAAAAGUUCGCGCAGGCCGCCACCCAAGCUGCUGCGGGCAGUCAGUCUCCCGUCGUCAAGCUGAUCCAGGCCGGGUACGGCCUUUACAGCGUCGGCAACAGCAUCAGCAGGGGCGGCAAUGUGGAGGAGAACAUCAACGCUCUGCUCCCCAAGGUCGGCGAUGUGGCCGGGGCGGUUAUGGAGUUCAUCCCCUCCAUGCAGGUCAUGGGGAAGUGCGUCUGCGACAGCGCCAAGGUCUUCACGUCCUUCAGCUCCAUGGCGACGGUGGUGGGCAUCGGCGCCAACAUCAUCGUGACCUACCAGGGCGUUCAGGCCCUCGAGCUGAUCGGCGCUCGGCUCCAGGAUAUUUCGACACACCUUGCCGCCCAGAAUGCUCUGCGGGCGCAGAGGGAUUUCCCAGGCUAUGUGUAUAAGAUGAUUCAGCAGCGGCUGGGCGAGACGAUGGACGAUGCGGCGUGCGAUCACUGGUUUUUCCUCUACCACCCAGACAAUGACUGGUAUCCCGAGUUCUACCAUCUUCUCGAGAAGAACCCCGUUGGGCCUCGCUUCUGCGGUUAUACCAACCAGAUUGAUACCGCCUUCGUCUUCAUGUUAGCGACAAGACGGCGCCAAGUGGAGAAGGAGAGGAGAGCCCAGGAAGCAGGCAAGUCAGUACGGCCUGUUAGGAUCCACCUCUUGAUUCCAGCCUACCAGCCCAUCCUCAUUGCCGAACCACUCCGAAUCCCUAGAGAAAUGGGCGACUUUGUUAUGGAGGGCCGAAUCAACUCAAACAAGGAAUUCGUAUGGUUCAACUUGCCCCAGGAACAGCGACACCACGUCUUGGAUAUUGGCCUCUGGGUCCCUCCCCCUCAAGGAUGGUGCGACUGGGCACUGUCGAGCAUGGGGCUAAAAGUCCCGCCCAGAUUGAUGCCACGAAGAGUUUUAGGCCAGAGGCAGAAACUGCGGCUAGGCAAAGGAGGCGAAAUCGAACAAGUGCAGGGUAUUGACGGGGACGACGGCCCGUCUUCUGCUGUCGAUAUCUCCCCUGCAGGAGUAGAGCGCCGUAGCCGUGCGACAGCGUUGGACAGGCGACCCAGGAAACAACGGCGUCGGGCACAAAGCGAGCAGCCCAAAGCUAAAUGA
Clonostachys rhizophaga is the source of this 1182-nucleotide messenger RNA. The record is from the annotation of a GenBank genome assembly. Lineage: Eukaryota; Fungi; Ascomycota; Sordariomycetes; Hypocreales; Bionectriaceae.